AUGUCUAACCUUCCCACAGAGCCCGAGUUCGAGCAGGCCUACAACGAGUUGGUCAGCACCCUCGAGAACAGCUCCCUCUUCACGCAGUACCCCGAGUACAGGACCGCCCUCGAGGUCGUCUCCAUUCCCGAGCGUGUCAUCCAGUUCCGCGUUGUCUGGGAGGACGACAAGGGCAAGCUUCAGGUCAACCGCGGUUACAGAGUCCAGUUCAACUCGGCCCUGGGUCCCUACAAGGGCGGUCUGAGGUUCCACCCUACUGUGAACUUGUCCGUCCUCAAGUUCCUUGGUUUCGAGCAGAUCUUCAAGAAUGCUCUGACCGGCCUCAACAUGGGCGGCGGAAAGGGUGGUUCCGACUUUGACCCCAAAGGCAAGAGCGAUUCCGAGAUCCGUCGCUUCUGCGUCGCCUUCAUGCGCCAGCUCAGCAAGCACAUUGGCGCUGACACCGACGUUCCAGCUGGUGACAUCGGUGUUUCCGGCCGCGAGAUCGGCUGGCUCUUUGGCACCUACCGCCAGGAGCGCAACAAGUUCGAGGGUGUCCUCACCGGCAAGGGCCUCUCCUGGGGUGGUAGCUUGAUCCGCCCCGAGGCUACUGGUUACGGCGUUGUCUACUACGUUGAGCAGAUGCUCAAGUAUGCCGGUAAGGGCACUUUCUCCGGUAAGAGGGUGGCUAUCUCGGGAUCCGGUAACGUCGCACAGUACGCCGCGCUUAAGUGUAUCGAGCUCGGCGCUACCGUCGUCUCCCUGUCGGAUUCGCAGGGCUGUCUCGUCGCCGAGGGCGACGCUGCCUUCACCCCUGAGCAGAUCGAGAACAUCGCCAACCUCAAGGUCCAGCGCAAGUCUCUGACCGAGUUUGACCACAAGGGCUCCUUCAUGUACAUCAAGGGUGCCCGCCCCUGGACCCACGUCGGCAAGGUCGACAUCGCUCUUCCUUCCGCGACCCAGAACGAGGUUUCCAAGGAGGAGGCUGAGGCCCUCGUCGCUGCUGGCGUCAUUGCCGUCGCCGAGGGUUCCAACAUGGGCUGCACCCAAGAGGCCAUUGACGUUUUCGAAGCCCACCGCAAGGAGAAGGGUGCCGAGGCCGUCUGGUACGCCCCCGGAAAGGCCGCCAACUGCGGUGGUGUUGCCGUCUCUGGCCUCGAGAUGGCCCAGAACAGUCAGCGCCUGAGCUGGACCAGCGAGGAGGUUGACCAGAAGCUCAAGGACAUCAUGACUGCCGCUUUCGAGAACGGUCUCAACACUGCCAAGGCCUACGUCAAGGGUGGCGAGGGCGAGCUUCCCAGCUUGGUCGCCGGUAGCAACAUCGCCGGCUUCGUCAAGGUUGCCCGUGCCAUGCACGACCAGGGUGACUGGUGGAACUAG
Molecule: messenger RNA, 1359 nt
Organism: Colletotrichum navitas
Lineage: Eukaryota; Fungi; Ascomycota; Sordariomycetes; Glomerellales; Glomerellaceae
Product: glutamate/Leucine/Phenylalanine/Valine dehydrogenase
Exons: 3
Coding region: 1-1359 (452 amino acids)
Cellular component (GO): cytosol
Molecular function (GO): L-glutamate dehydrogenase (NADP+) activity
Source: RefSeq, a predicted model, not a curated record